AUCUUACCUUAUUUCAUUUCGUUAUCAAACACUUUGACACUUUUGACAGAAUUGGCAUUAUUCCCUUCGCCUGUCCAAUGAACGAAUCCAGCAAAAAAAAACAAUAACAAAUUUGAUGAAUUUUCAUUAUUUUUCAUUUGUUUCUUCGUAUAUUUUCUGACAAAAAGUUGUUUAAAAAAGUCUCAAAGUGUAGUUUUUAUCCUUAUUUGUAUUUAAUGGAAUAACACAUGUUGAAAUAAUUUUCGAACAGUUGAUAUAACGUCUGACAAUUUGGGUCAUACCUAUUAUAAUUUAUAAUCGAAACAGAGGAACCUUCAACCUUCUUCGCACCUGUUACGGUUACUAAUUUAAUGUAAAAUACAACUUAAACAUUAAUCACAAUGGAGGAUGGAAACUCCAUCAUAUACGGACUUGAGCAUCAGACUAGAUCGUUAUCACCACAAUAUGCUGAAAGUGAGGCAAUAAGGUUCUUGAUUGGCACACAGAGCCUCAAACCGAACUCGAACCAAGUACAUGUUGUUGAGUUAGAGGAAGAUACUGGAGCCUUGCAUACUAAGGUCUUCAAACAUGACAUCGGAGAGAUAUGGCACCUUCGUUGUUCACCACAUGAUGCUGCUAAUCUCGUCACAACUCAUAACACCUAUGACCCUAAUACCUUGCAGUGCACUAUGGGGGUAUCUAUCUUCAAGCUUCCUACAUUACAAGUCAUUCCCAAGGAUCUGGACGAAUUAAGCUCAUUACAAGGACGUAAUGCUGAAGACUUGGAAUUACUAGUAACCAUUAAACCAGAGAAGGCCGAAGAGGAGAUCCGUUGCGCUGAGUGGCAUCCUACGGACGCGGGGCGCUUGGGUGUCGUAUACGAGUCCAGCGUGAGGGUACACGACGUGAGCUCUGGAGCUGCGGUGUGCAGCAUGAAAUCUGACGGUCGGACCAGGCUCAAGCUCACCGCCGGCAAGUGGAACCCGCAUCAAGGUCACACUCAGUUUGCUGUUCUGCAAGAUAUGCACAUAAAAUGCUUCGACACGCGCACUGACUGCUCGAAACCAUCUUGGAGCAUAGACAACGCGCAUAGACAAUUAGUUCGGGAUCUAGACUUCAAUCCGAAUCGCCAGUUCCACCUGGCCAGCGCGGGUGAUGACGCAGCGCUGAACAUAUGGGACUAUAGGAACGGGAAAGAGCCUAUAUUCAACAGAACCGAUCACUCUCACUGGGUGUGGACGGUAAGAUACAACAGCUACCACGAACAGUUACUGUUGACUGGCAGCUCGGAUGGUCGGGGCUUGUUGUACGCGGCCGCUAGCAUCUGCCGCGACCCGGACGACGAUAGCGAAAAGACCGGGAAAAUUUUAGAGGACGGCGUGCUGCAGUCCUACGAGCAGCACGAAGACUCCGUGUACUGUAGUGAGUGGAGCACCGUGGAGCCCUGGACCUUCGCCUCUCUCAGCUACGAUGCGAGGCUGGUCAUCUCGCGAGUCCCUCGACCGUUCAAAUACAAACUUCUACUGUGAACUUUGAAAUUACUCAAUUAAGACACCUUCAAGGCCAAGAUAGAUGGUAUAUUCAAUUCAUAAUAUAAUUUAUUAGAAGACAGUUUGAAAAUGAGACAGACUAACGAAAUUUUAGUAAAUAUAUGAAACUUCAAAUAAAAUCAAUGUUAAAAAAAUGUCUUCGUUUUUAAGUAUGGCAAUUGGAUUCUUGUGACGCCAUUGUUGCAAAGUCAAGUGUAUUAAAAAAUACAAUUAUUAUUGUACAUAGUCUGAUAUAUGAAAAUAAUAUGGAGCGAAUCGAAAUGUAGUUAAUAAAUUUGAAAAUGGAAUCAAUUUCUAUGAAAUUAAAUGAAACAAAAUGAAAGUAAAAUGGUGGUUAUUACCCAAGUAAUUUUGAAAUCUACUUUUUGGAAGAACCCGAGAAGCUACGUCCAAUGGUUUUGUUUCAUUCUCCAAUAAUAUGCAAUACAGUUAAUAAACCACGGUUAUUACACAUUUAAAUCUGCAUAAAUACUAAGUAAAAUAAAAAAAGACAACCUCACGUCCGAUUAGUAGUCGCUAUUAUUAUUUCUAAUAUCAACACUAAAGAUUCUGGUGUCAUUCAGCUUAAUACGUAUGUUAAAUUUUAGUGAGAACCAAUGCUCCAAACACGACGAUGUCAAAAUGUUUUGCUCAAUUUUAUAUUUCACAUUGUUAGUUCACGGCAGUUGCAAUAGUAAAAUCUUAGAUUUUCGGGUUUAUUCAUUGACAUAAAUACAGAUUACAGCAUCCAAGCUAUUUAAGCUAUAUACUAUUAAUAUUAAGACUUGUAACAAGAUAAUGAAUAAAACGAUAUAAUAUGAUUAUUAAA
Bombyx mori (domestic silkworm) is the source of this 2337-nucleotide messenger RNA. RefSeq names its product EARP and GARP complex-interacting protein 1. The record is from RefSeq and is a predicted model, not a curated record. The transcript has 10 exons. Gene Ontology annotation, biological process: protein ubiquitination. Bases 381 to 1508 code for a protein of 375 amino acids. Gene Ontology annotation, molecular function: protein binding. Lineage: Eukaryota; Metazoa; Arthropoda; Insecta; Lepidoptera; Bombycidae.